AUGGCCCAGCUGCAAUGUGAUGGAGCCUGUCCCGAUUGUAUUGGAACUUGCCAUAAUACUCCCAAUGGAGAGAUCUGCGAAUGCGAUGCCGACAAAACUGGAGAUAACUGCGAUUUGUGUUUAAUAAGGACCGGUUGGUAUGAUGGCGGAAACGGAUACCAGUAUGCCAAAACAGACACUCGGUCGAAUUAUAUUGGCACAGAGAAACAGUGCGAAAACUUUGGAGGUCAUCUAGCGUUUCGUGGAAUGCGGAAUCCAAAGGUAUAUAAUGAGAUCAUGGGAAGGUUUCCCAACUCAUACAUCGGUCUCAGAGCCAAAACAAUUGAUGGACUAUUUGCAUGGACUGAUGGAGAAAGUUAUGAUCGCACUUUUACACCAUGGAUGGCGGGAUAUCCGCAGUCAAUAAAAGAUCAUGAUUGUGGUUUUAUCCAAUCUUCAUCAGAUGGAGUCCGGAUACGAAAUUAUCCCUGUUCUAUCAUUGAGCAUGGAUUAUGCGAAGUGCCGAUUGGAUUUCCAGCUCCAGUAUUGAAAUUUGAUCCAAAAAAUUUCUGUCAGUACUCCAUCAUUCCACAUGCAUUCUAUGAUGUUAGCGAACGACUUUGUGAAGAGCAAGGAGGACAAUUAGCUACAAAAAUAGUCAAUGGCAUCGAUGGAAAUCGUUUGAAAAAAGUGAUGACUUACUUUCAUAAUCUUGGUUAUGGACUAGAAUUGGGUGUUCACGUCGGUUUCAGCAAAGAUAUAUCAACAUCGAAAUUUCGAUCUGACGGCACGAUUUUAUCAGUUCCGAAUUCUGCUGCUGAAUGGAAACCUGGGAGUCCGAGUGAAAACACUCAAGAAUUUCUGAUUGCAUUGAUAACUCCAGAUUGGUUUGAUUACGCAUGGAUGGAUGAUAGCGAUGGUUCUGAAUUGUUACCUGGUUUGUGUGAAUUUUGUGAUGGCGCUGGUGAAACCUCAAUAAAUCAAAAAUCAUGUCGAAGUGGGAAGGUGUGCCCCGAUCAUAACAUCUGUGUCGUAAAUGAAGGAAGCUGUUUUGAAAAAUGCAUUUGUGCGGAUGGGUAUGCUUUGGUUCCGGGAAGUGAAGCAAUCUGCGCUAAAGACGUGUGCGCUGGACGUGAUUGUGGUGAUAACGCUGUGUGCUUUGUUGAUAGCACUGGGUCUGUAGAAUGCAAGUGCCAAAGAGGAUAUGUGCCCGUAGGAACAGAUGCAGAGGGCUGUACUGGUCCGUGUAAUGGAAUUACUUGUGGCACAGCAGCUAGUUGUGUGAUUACCUAUGAAAGUGGAGCUCCAACUGGAAGAUGCGUUUGCAAUGAAAACUACAUACGGGAUCUUAGAGUUGACGAUGGAUGUAUACUGGACGAAUGCAGAAAUGGUGGCACAGUUACAUGUGGAGAUAAUGCAAUAUGCGCAGUGACAGAUUCCGCAACUAUGAUGCAAGGAUGUGUGUGCGAAGAGGGAUUUGGGUUCAGUUCUCCAGGCUCAAAUGCUUGUACGAGUUGCCCUCAAACUUCCUACACAUUUCCACUGAGAUCUACAGCGGAUUACGUCGUUGUCGAUUACGAUCCACCACAAUUGUCACAAGUAUCCUUAUGUAUGGUGAUAUCGCCAUCGACCACAGCAGGCGAAGGACUAAAAGGAGCUGUUUUCAGUUAUGCAACACCAGUUAACGCCAAUUCUUUCACAAUACAUUUUGAUACAACAACUAGACAUACAAUUUACUUCAAUCAUCCUUCAAGCACGCAGAGAAGCAUUAAUAUCGAAGUGACCCAAGCAACUCAUAUAUGCUUCCUCAUUUCUAAGCCAGACCAAUAUUUAAAAAUGUACAAGGAUGGGUCUUUGUUUGCUACACGUACAUACACCGACACCGACCCUCUUCCAGAUCUAACAGGAUCGUUAAUAAUAGGACAAGAACAGGACAGUGUCGGAGGUGGAUUUUCAACCAAUCAAGCAUUUGAAGGCCAAGUAGAGAACCUAAUGUUAUGGGAGCGGAUAUUAGGCACCACAGAAAUCUCAGAUAUGGCAGGUGACAAAUGCGUGUGCUCUGGAGACUUUGAUCUUGCCCUGACAUCUGACGUUGUAACAGUGAACGGAAAUGUUGUUACUUCUUAUCCUACUUGUUAACUUGAUAAAAAUUUGCAUUCAAAUUUACAUACGAAAUAAACAGCAAUAUUUUAAUAUGACAACCUUUAACCCGUGCCUAUGGAUAUAUUAUUUUUUCCGAAUCUGAUGCUAUUUAAUACAAUAUUAUAUGAUCGUUACUUUCUUCAAUAAUCACACCAACGUUUCCCAGUCGGAUAGUGAUUCCCUCCAAGGUGGAAUUAUACUUUGUUUUUCAUGUAAUACUACCAAUAUUAUUUCGUUUGAAUCUUUUUAUUGCUAUAAUACUUAUAUCUUCACCAAUUGAUAUACAGUUAUACACCCCAAUUAUUAAUGCCUGUUAAAUGUGCUUAAGCACCGUUUUCGCCAUGAUUUUGAAAGAAGCAAUGAUUAUAACAGGAAUAUUUGUAGAAACCUAUGUUUUUGAUAAGAAAAUGCAAUGGUGCUGUCAUUAAAAUAAUAUUGUAUUGGUACCUCGAUAAAGCGUAUAUAUGAUGACAUAUGCUUGAAACUUUUUAAUAUUUACGUUUUCUUACUAAGUUGAGCAAAGCCAUUGGUUCCUUGUGACCCAUACGAAAUAUAACAAACCCAUAUAAAAUAUAACCGCCCCAUAAGUGUUACAACCUGUGAACUCAUGGAAAUAUCGACGGUUUGGGUGAAUUCAAAUACAACAAUAUUAAUACAAUACAAUAAUAUUAUCCGAGUGUUAAAUCGACUAAAGAAGAAUUUUCACAUUUAUUCCAGAGAACGGAAAACCUGACAGGUAAAAAAUUUGAAUUCACUUUUAGUUUAGUGUAAAAUAUUUAUCAGCGAAAAUGGUAUCAAGUUACAGACCCAGUCGCCCUUACUGUACAUUGAUAGGUGCUUACCUAUGGCGGGUAACUGAUUCCAUUAUAACGUCAUAAUAUGCUAUGUGGCUCUGUUUUAUGUAAGUAAUGUAUCUUGCUUAUACAAUUAGCGCUUUGAUGACGAAGCGUUUUCCUAACACUUGUCUCUGAGAACCACCCUCAAAUGAUCGAUACGGCGAUAAGGACGCGGCUCAUCGUGAUAAGCGUUAGGAAUACGCUCGCCAUCGCACCUCUAAUUACUCCGAGUCUGUUCGCAAGUUCGAAUCCCAUGCGGGGAGGAUUAUGUGCGAGAGGAUUUCUGGACUCCUCGUCGCCGU
This is a messenger RNA of Styela clava, 3259 nucleotides long. Its product is annotated as jeltraxin-like. Lineage: Eukaryota; Metazoa; Chordata; Ascidiacea; Stolidobranchia; Styelidae. The record is from RefSeq and is a predicted model, not a curated record.